CUUGAAGAGAAACGUUUUCCGUCUGUUUCUCAAACUUCUGUUCACCAAAAAGUCACACAUACAUUCAUAUAAUUCUAUUCCUCUUCGUGAUUCAUAUUGAUAAUGAAAAUACAAACUCCAUAUUUCAAUCAGUAUUAUUUAUUGAAUGUAAUUUUAUAUGCAUUCUUACGUGCUGAAAUAGUAUUCCUAUUAUCCAACCAACGUCCAUUGAGGCCUUUAGCUGCUCGAUUGAAAAUUGAAUGGGAUUAUUAUAAUCCGUAUUCUCGGUUGGCGAAUGGAGAUGUCUGUGACUAUUUCGUCGCCAGAGAAUGUGAUGUUUACUUCAGGCUAUGUCUAAGAAGGGAAACUGACAUAGACUAUUGUAAUCUUCUUUCGUAUACUACAAGUAAAUAUGAUAAUUCUGAUUAUAAGGAGUUUCAAGGAGAUUAUGGAAUUAAUCAACUUCUGCGUCAACCAGUUGCUAAUCAAUAUACUUUCGAAAUGAGCAUAUAUGAUGAAGAUACUAUUGGAAACGAUGAAAGAAUUGCCACUUUGAUAGCGGAAAACUUUACACUGCUACCAAAAAAUCAGUGGACAAAUAUAACUAUGGUCAGACUAUACACAAACGACUAUAACGGGAUUUAUGUGAAUGUGCGAAUGAAACUGAAUUGUUUAGAGAAUUACUAUGGUAAUCAGUGUUAUGUUUAUUGCAAUCCGGAACCAUCUCGAUAUACAUGCAAUUCAGAUGGCUCAUAUAAUUGUACUCCAGGUCUACGAGGGAUAAGAUGUAAUAAAGAAGAUUCAUGUUAUUAUGAACCAUGCACUGAUCAUGCAACAUGUGUAAAUAAAAACCACGGAACUGGACGUAUUUGUAUUUGUGGUGGGGAAGAAAAAUCAGAAUGUUAUCCAGAUCGUAAUCCGUGUCAAACAAAUCCUUGUCAAAAUGGUGGCCAAUGCCAACUUAGCGGACACUAUAAUAAAAGUUUCACAUGUCAGUGUACUGAACAAUGGACUGGACAUCGAUGUACUGAAAGACGAUCAGCGUGUCUGGAAGAAGCCUUAAAACUUCAAUAUGAUGGCAAUUUUGCAACUGGAUAUGAUGUUAACAACACUGAAUCGCCUCCAGUUUGUUUGAAUGGUGGGACAUGUUAUGAGCAUGCAACAAAAUUCGAAGUUAGUUGUCUAUGUUUACCUGAAUGGACAGGUGAUAGAUGUGAGUUGUCUGUGGAAAUGGAGUCGUGGAAAACCAACUGGAUAUUACUCACACUAACAGCUGCAGGCAUUAUUCUGAUCGUGAUAUUAACAGUCACCAUUGUCUGGAAAUUUGUCAGCAAAAAACGUUUAGUCAAACUGAAUAUCAAACCUGGACCGAUUGUAUACUAUCACAAUCCUAGAAAUUCAGACCAAUCAAAUUAUAGUCGUCUAUGGCCAUUGAAUCCAUAUUCAAUGAAUAGUACUUGGAAUGUUCCACCCACUGAUGUCAAACCAUCUUAUGCUAUUGAUUCAAAAAAUCUGGAGCUAAAUCCACUUGAUGAAUAUGAAUAUGCUGAAUUUGAUCCCCUAGCAGAGACAAUUGUAGGUCCAUUCGAUGAAGAUGCCCCUCCACUACCGCCUCUACGACCAACAACAUUCGAUGCUUCACCAUACCAAUUACUAAAUGCAUGCACUCAAAUAAUCGAUAAACAAAGACCAAAAUCUCCAUCAACAUUGAGUACAUUCACAAAUAAUUUCAAUGACACAACAUCAUAUCAUCAACCAUCUGGUCUACAAUCUGAACAAUUACCUAGUGUUUCAAUCAUCAAAUCAUCCACUUUUGAUAAUAAUGAUAAUAACAGUGAUAAGCCAACUGAUUAUCCGCAAACAACAAGUAUUAGUAAUGUUCAGUAAAAGCUUAAAAAUAAAUCACUUUUAUUUACAUAAAUAACUCCAUUUCUAAACAUUACGCAUGAAUCAAUAAUAUUUUUCCUAAAAAUAUGAGAAAAGAAUGAAAAUUUAAAAGAUGAUUUCAAAAUUUAAUCCCGGGAAUGUAUACAAUCUUUACUUGAUUAAAUAAAAAGUAGGAAUUUGAAUAAAGCGGUGAAAAUAUCUCUUUCGAAAUUUGGCUUUGUUCCACUGUUCGUUUUGCUCAGUUACUUUGCUUGUUUUGUUUUAAUCAGUUAUCGUGAUUUAUGAUUUGUGAUUUAUCUUCC
Molecule: messenger RNA, 2168 nt
Organism: Trichobilharzia regenti
Lineage: Eukaryota; Metazoa; Platyhelminthes; Trematoda; Strigeidida; Schistosomatidae
Source: the annotation of a GenBank genome assembly